ACCUUAGAUAGUCCCAUGAGUCUCAGCUGGAGCAGUCCGGGGAUUUGUUAGUGUUUGAUACCUUAUCCGUCAGUAUUGUAAUGUAUAGAGGUGUUACUCUUUACUGACACCAACACCUGACUGUUGUCUGCAGCGAGACAUAUUAAUAGCAGCUAUGCGGUUACCUUAACUGAGCAAUAACGCUAGUUAGCUAAGCAGCUAACAGUGUUAUUAUGAGUGUAUGAUCAUGUUGGGACUUUUAACGCCCCAAACUCGUCAUGUUAAAGUAUUUAUCAAAGCGUUUGGACAGACAAACAUACCUAGAUGUUCCUCAAUCAGUUGUCAGACUGAGUAUAUCCGCAGAUUUAUUUCAGAGAACACAGAGGUAGUUGGGGAGCAGAGUUUGACCCCAGAGUUCAAACUCAGGCUGUUCACCCCAAACUGCAGAUUUUGGAGAGAAAAACCAGAGCUCUGGCCCUUUGACGACCCGUACUGGGCCAUAUACUGGCCAGGAGGACAAGCACUCUCCAGAUAUCUCCUGGAUAACCCUGCAGUGUGUCGGGGUAAAAAAGUUCUGGAUUUGGGGAGCGGCUGUGGAGCCUCAGCCAUUGCUGCAAAACUAUGUGGUGCUGCUCAUGUAGUUGCCAAUGACAUUGACACUGUUGCAGCCGUUGCGACCCACAUGAACUGCGAGCUGAACAGCCUAGAGCCACCUGUUUGUUUGACUAACAACAUGAUUGGCUCAGCACCCGAUGGCUUUGACUUGAUCCUCCUAGGUGACAUGUUCUACGACGAGGCCCUCGCCACCAGCCUUCACAGCUGGCUGGAUAACUGCAUCCACACCCACGGCACCAGAGUCCUGAUCGGAGAUCCUGGGAGAGCCCAGUUUGAGGAACACUGCAUCCGACGACUCCUGCGUCAGCUGGCUCAGUUUGAGCUGCCUGAGUCCGUCAGAGAGGAGAACUAUGGUCUGACCUGCAGCAGUGUUUGGUGCUAUCGUCCUGAACUCUGAGGACCUGAGAGGAUCUGUUAUGCUUUCUUGUUUGAAUGUGACAAAUAUGUCACAUGUACUCACCUGCAAGGAAUCUGUAAGGUGUUAUGUGAUUACUGUGUAGUAAUCAUCUAGAGUAAGUCUCACUUAGUUGUCACUUGUUGCCUUACAGAAAACUAUCAUCCAAUAUGCUUUCAAUACCCACUAUUGUUGUGGCAGAAAACCAAUGAAGUUUGGAGUUUGCAACCAGCGGGGAUAUUUUAUUGCAGACGAGCUUACAACAAAAUUCCACACGUUCGUCCUUUCAUCAUAUCUUAUAUACUUUUGUGGUCAUCCCACCAGCCAAUCACAUCUUGCCAAGUGGACCAUAACAAAACACAUCUGGCUUUCUAGUUGAAUCCUGUUCUGAAAUGUCAUGAUCACCUUUUUGGCAAAACAGCUACUGACAUGUUAUUCUUAUUUCCUGGCACGACGUUACCUCUGUUAUGGGAAUUGCCAAGAACAAGUUGUUGUUCUUGGCAAGUCAACUUAUUUCCACAGAUGAUCUUAACAACCAGGUUAUUGGGGUUCAACAUAACAAGUUCUAUAUAUGGCUAUAAAGUUGUAUACCAAAUAGAUUUCCCUUAACAUAUCCCCCCUCUUAGUGCCCCCCAAUACCCCCAAUUUUGCAUUGUUUUUAUUUUGUGUCUACUUUGGGGCUCCAUAGUGUUUGUUUUUGUGGGACACUCAACAGCUUUCCGCUGUUUUUUGUGUACCACAAAUUUUAAGCUUUCAGCCAUAAUAAACGUGCCGUGCAACAUUAUUUUUCA
Messenger RNA from Anoplopoma fimbria (sablefish), 1779 nucleotides. RefSeq names its product electron transfer flavoprotein subunit beta lysine methyltransferase (gene etfbkmt). The record is from RefSeq and is a predicted model, not a curated record. The transcript is spliced from 3 exons. Bases 221 to 991 code for a protein of 256 amino acids. Gene Ontology annotation, molecular function: protein-lysine N-methyltransferase activity. Gene Ontology annotation, cellular component: mitochondrial matrix. NCBI's taxonomy places the organism in Eukaryota, Metazoa, Chordata, Actinopteri, Perciformes, Anoplopomatidae. Gene Ontology annotation, biological process: peptidyl-lysine trimethylation.